AUGGCGGACGUUGAAUUUCUUGCCCUCAGUACCAAGCCUUCGGCGCAGCUGAGCUACAGCUUUCAAGCGCCUGAGACGGCCACCACGCCAGUGCUGGUCGUCUUCCUCAACGGUCUGGGACUACCCCAAGCCUUCUGGCAUCCCGUCAUUGCUCAGCUAAAAGCACUCCGCCAUGGUCGCAGCCUCCCCGCCUUCUUGACCUACGAUCGAUUCGGCCAAGGCCAGACCACCGAGCGCGACCCCCAGGAUGCUGGCGCAGAGGAUCCCACUCACGGCCACGACUGCAUGGCCUCCGUGCAGGAUCUGCGCCAAUUGCUCAUCCAGAUUACCGGCGAGAAGCUGGGCGUCUCCGACGUGGACUCCGUCUCCUUAAUCUUGGUCGGCAACUCCAUCGGCUGCGCGCUGGCCCGUCUCUACGCUCAAGAAUAUUCCGGUACCGUGGCUGCGCUGUUGCUGCUGGACAGCGUCCUGGCCAACUCUGACUUUGUCUCCGUCUUCCCCGACCCGGAUGCCCCGGACUUCGACCCAGCCAGCAUACACCCUAUUCCUGUGGAAGCCAUCCGCGCUGUGCGGGCCGGCACCCGUCGCGUCUUCCAUCCUGACGUCGGCAGCAAGGAAGGGCUCAGCCGGCGGAACCUGCGCGAGUUGCUGCCGGCCAGCGACGGACCCUUACUCCGGGGUCCCGACGGCCACGGCCCCUAUGUCACGAUAGUGGGCCAUGACUUCGACACCUUCGCCGAGGAGUCGGCCCAGAUGGGUCCGCCCAAGCCGGUGACCAACCGCUUCGUCAACCCAUACUGGCAGCGCUACAAUGAGGGACUGGCCAAGAUCACGGAACCCGAGUUUAGCAAAGGCCCCAUCCUCGCGCCGAACUCGGGCCACUUUGUGCAAAAAGAUAACCCGGAGUUUGUGGUGCAGGAGCUAAACAAGCUGCUCGAGAAGGUUCUCUAG
Messenger RNA from Penicillium riverlandense, 951 nucleotides. RefSeq names its product alpha/beta hydrolase. The transcript has a single exon. NCBI's taxonomy places the organism in Eukaryota, Fungi, Ascomycota, Eurotiomycetes, Eurotiales, Aspergillaceae. The record is from RefSeq and is a predicted model, not a curated record. The coding region runs from base 1 to 951 and encodes 316 amino acids.